Messenger RNA from Lichtheimia ornata, 1104 nucleotides. RefSeq lists its product as uncharacterized. Gene Ontology annotation, cellular component: endoplasmic reticulum. Bases 1 to 1104 code for a protein of 367 amino acids. Gene Ontology annotation, molecular function: calcium ion binding. The transcript has 9 exons. NCBI's taxonomy places the organism in Eukaryota, Fungi, Mucoromycota, Mucoromycetes, Mucorales, Lichtheimiaceae. The record is from RefSeq and is a predicted model, not a curated record. Gene Ontology annotation, biological process: endoplasmic reticulum calcium ion homeostasis.
AUGGCUCAACGGUUCACUGGUACUCUUUUAUCACUGGCAGCUUUCGCUUGCUACUCGGUCAUGGCUCAAGAUGAUGCGCCAGAGACUGCUGCUCCACCAUCGCAAGAAGCACCUGCUCCUGUCGUCAAACCAUGGACAUUGGAGGACUUUAGAGUGGAUAUGGUACUUGCCGCCAGCUUGGUUAUGUUUGUCAUUGUUCUCUAUGCUGGAUCACAAAUGAAUACGAGCAAAGCCAAAGAAUGGAUUGGUCACCAUGUUGAAUACUUGCAAAGCCAAUUUGCAUUGGUGGGAGACAAGGCUGAUAAGACUGUACUCGUCAAGGAUGGACCUUCGGAUUAUCUUUUAUAUGUCUCUGGAAGACGUAAUGUGCAAUAUGGUCACUGGUGGAUCAAGCUCAAGCCCAGAAGCGAUAUUGUAUCAUGGGUCAUCAACGUUGUGUGGACAUUGAUUGGAUUCGGCGUGUGGGAAACCGAUAGAGUUGAAGUGAAUAUGACAUUGGACAAGGAAAUCAAUGGACGUUAUGUGCUUGCCGUGUUGCCCAGCAACAAGGCUAAGGAGAUCCGCGAUGCUCGCUUUGACUUGAAAACGUUCACCAAGCUUGCUGAUGCUCCCAAACUCUCCAGCAAAUACAGUGUCUAUUCCGAAUCCCAAAAGCUUACUGAAGCCGUCAUGAACAGCCAUGUUUGCGAGCUUAUCAACAAUGCUCCUGAUUUCCAAUCCCUUAUCAUUUCGAGCAUGCCUGAUUACGAGCCUGAAAGAUACAAGGGUGAUGGUGAUCUUCGCUUUGAGUUAUCAUUCAACAUCUCGAAUCAAAAGGAAAUGGUACAAUUGGCAUGUGAGCUCCCCGAUGUAUUGGGUGGAUUGACCAUAACCCCUGAGAUCAAGAACCGCUUGCGUAAGAACCGUGAAGAGUUAGAAAAGAAGGAAGCCAAGCGCAGUGCUGAAGAACGUGCGGAGGAAUUGGCCAAGAAGAAGGCUGAUGCUAAAAAGGCUGAAGCUGAGCGUAUCAAGAACAUGAGCGUAGCCGAGCAACGCAAGUAUGAUGAAAAGGAACGUGCACGUGAGCUUAAGAAGAUGCAAAAGAAGAGAACCAAGCGCAUGUAG